UCCUUCUUCCGCCAUUUGAAGCUCUUGCUUCGAUUCGAUUCGAAACCAUGGCCGCCGUAUCAAGAGGCCUCCUUUCUCGCAUCACUCAAAUUUUCCCAAUCCGAUCUCUAACCCUUUCAUCCUCUCAAUCUCUUCCUCACUCUAACUUCUUCCUCACCCAACGAUUCAGCUCCGAAAUAACCGGAGCUCCGAGUCGGAUCAUCGAGGCGAAACCGGUAGAGAUGUCCGGGAUCUCCAAAAGAACAGGAAUCAUCGCCGUAAAAUGUGGGAUGACAGCUCUCUGGGAUAAAUGGGGAGCUAGGGUUCCUGUUUCCAUCCUCUGGGUUGAUGAUAACAUUGUCUCUCAGGUCAAAACCGUUGAGAAAGAAGGCAUCUUUGCGUUACAGAUUGGGUGUGGGCAUAAGAAGGCUAAGCAUUUGACGAUGCCUGAGUUGGGUCAUUUUAGAGGUCAAGGUGUGGAUUUGAAGAGGAAGUUGAGAGAGUUUCCUGUUACGGAAGAUGCUUUGCUUCCUGUUGGGACUGAGCUUGGUGUAAGGCAUUUUGUGCCUGGGCAGUUUGUUGAUGUCACUGGGAUCACCAGAGGGAAAGGUUUCCAGGGAGUUAUGAAAAGAUGGAAGUUUAAAGGAGGGCCUGCAUCACAUGGUUGUUCAAAGGCACAUCGGAAAGGUGGUUCCACUGGUCAAAGAGAUGAUCCGGGGAAGGUGUUCAAGGGAAGAAAGAUGCCUGGGAGAAUGGGUGCAGAGCAGAGGACAGUAAAGAACGUUUGGGUUUACAAGAUUGAUCCUGCUAGGAACCUCAUCUGGGUUAGAGGACAAGUUCCUGGUGCAGAAGGAAACUUUGUGUUCAUAAAAGAUGCACACUACAAGAAACCAGACGUCUCAAAGCUUCCAUUUCCAACGUACUUAUCCCCAGAAGACGAGGACCCAUCAGAAUUAGAACCGUUGGUCGCAGAUCUCGGAGAAGUCGACCCAUUUAUGCUGGCAGAGUGA
This is a messenger RNA of Eruca vesicaria subsp. sativa (arugula), 989 nucleotides long. The record is from the annotation of a GenBank genome assembly. Lineage: Eukaryota; Viridiplantae; Streptophyta; Magnoliopsida; Brassicales; Brassicaceae.